Pogona vitticeps (central bearded dragon) is the source of this 4913-nucleotide messenger RNA. The record is from RefSeq and is a predicted model, not a curated record. Lineage: Eukaryota; Metazoa; Chordata; Lepidosauria; Squamata; Agamidae.
AUGGAUUGUGUGCUUGGGAAGAAAGGGGAACCAUCUCGAGGGCAUUCUCUGGUGCUGAGCUGUGGUCCCGACCCUCGUCCUGGCCAAGUGACAUUAGAGCCAAACCAAACCCUGGAACUGGGCUGUAGUCCUGCUUCUGUGGAGCAGUUCCACAACGUUACCUGGAAGAAGAAUGGUUUUCCACUAGCAGAAGAAGGCCACCUCCAUGUCCUCCCCAAUGGAUCUUUGUUCAUAUCAAGAACCCAGCAGGCUUUGGAAGAGGGUGGUUAUCCAGGAGAGUCCAAUCUGGAGGGAAAUUACUCCUGUGUCUUUCAUGGUCCCUUUGGCUCAGUUGCUGGUCACACUGUUGUGGUUCGUGUGACAAGUUUGUCUCAAUUUUUGCAACACCCCAAGUCCCAGACUGUGGAGGAAAAUGGCAUGGCCCGCUUUGAGUGUCAGAUUGAGGGGUUGCCCCCUCCCACCAUCUCCUGGGAGAAGGAUGGUGUAGCCUUACCUUCAGAACCCAGGUUUAUUGUUCUCCCAAAUGGUGCCCUCCAAAUCAUAGAUGUGAAGGAAAGCGAUGCUGGGGUGUACCGUUGUGUGGCAGCCAACACGGCCGGGAAACGCUACAGCUCUGGUGCCAUUCUCAGCCUUUGGAAAGGUCCCAUGCUGCCCACAACCACAGGAGAGGUGGCCAUUGUUGCUGCGCCAGAGAACGCUACGGUGGUGGUUGGAGAGAGUGCUGUGAUGGAGUGCAUGGCAUCUGCCAGUCCUGCACCAUUUGUCUCGUGGAUACGGGAGGAUGGGAAUCCGAUCUCUACAGAUGUGAUUGUAGUGGGACGAACCAACCUCUUAAUCCCUUACGCCCAGCUUCAUCAUUCGGGAGUCUAUGUUUGCCGGGCGAAUAAGCCCCAAACCAGAGAGUUUGUGACUGCUGCAGCUGAGCUCCGAGUUCUUGCCCCUCCUACUAUCUCCCAGCUUCCUGAAACCAUUUCUCGGACCCGAGCCAGCACAGCUAGAUUUGUGUGCAAAGCAGAAGGGGAGCCGUCUCCUAACAUCCACUGGAUGAAGAACGGGAAGCCUCUUUUAUCCAAAGGACGUGUGAAGAUGCAGAGCAGUGGGACCCUGGUCAUCAACCAGAUUGGGCUGGACGAUGCUGGCUAUUACCAAUGUGUGGCAGAGAAUCCUUUGGGCAUGGCAUGUGCGGCGGCCAGACUGGAAGUGAUCGUGCGGGAAGGACUGCCCAGCGCUCCUAAGAGGGUGUCGGCUAGUUCUCUCUCCAGCACAACUGUCUUGGUAUCCUGGGAACGUCCAGAGUUCAACAGUGAGCAGAUUAUUGGGUUCUCGCUGCAUUACCAGAAAGCUUUAGGCACCGACCAUGUGGAGUACCAGUUCGCGGUGAAUAACGACACGACCGAAUUUCAGGUCAAAGACCUGGAGCCCAGCACGAACUACAUUUUCUACGUGGUGGCGUACUCUCAGCUUGGAGCCAGCGGGACAUCCUCUUCCAUAAACAUACAGACCCUGGAGGAUGUUCCCAGUGCAGCUCCUCAACUCACCCUUUCAAGUAUGACGCCAACUGACAUCAAGGUGACAUGGCUGCCUCUUCCUCCAGAACUAAGCAAUGGGAAGAUCACCAAGUACAGAAUUGACUAUGCACUUCUUAAAGAAGAUCUGAUUUCCUCCACCGAGGUUGGUGCGAACGAGACACUGCUCACCCUUUAUGCCCUGCACCCUAAUAAGGUCUACAAAGUUCGGAUUGCAGCAAGCACUAGUGUGGGCUAUGGCGCACCUUCAGAAUGGACGCAACAUCGCACUCCAGACAGAGACAAUCAGACCCACAUUCCCUUUGCCCCAGCUGAGUUAAAAGUCAGAGCAAAAAUGGAGUCGCUUUUAGUAAGUUGGCAACCUCCAGCCAAUCACGCCCAGGUUUCAGGCUACAAACUCUAUUACCGAGAAGUGGCUGCAGAGGAUUCGAGUGAGGAGAACCCCUCUGAAGGGACCGGGGAUGGCCAGUGGGAAUUUGGGCCAAUAAAGCUGAAGAAGAAAGUCAAGCAAUACGAACUGACAAACUUGGUUCCUGGAAGGCUAUAUGAGGUGAAGGUAGUGGCGUUUAAUAAGCAUGAAGACGGCUAUGCAGCAGUCUGGAAAGGCAAGACGGAGAGGGCACCCGUUACGCCAGCAGAGCCCCCCGUUCAGAAGGGGCCUCCACUGCCCCCAGAUCACAUCUACGUAGAAUCCAACAGUUCCACCUCAAUCUGGCUGCGAUGGAAGAAGCCUGACUUUAGUACCGUGAAGAUCGUCAAUUACACCGUGCGAUUCAGUCCCUGGGGACUGAAAAAUGCCUCGCUCGUGACUUACUACACAAGCUCUGAUGAAGAUAUCCUCAUCAGCGGGCUGAAGCCAUUCACCAGAUACGAGUUUGCCGUGCAGUCAAAUGGUAUUGGCAUCGAUGGGCCGUUUGGGAAUGUGGUCGAGUGGUUCACCCUUCCAGACAGGCCAUCAACUCCUCCUUCCGAUUUACGGUUGCAUCCCGUCAACCCCUACACCGUCCAGGUUCACUGGUGCCCUCCUUCUGAACCAAAUGGCAUCAUUGUAGAAUACAUCAUCCUCUAUAAUGCCAACAACACGCAGCCUGAUGAGAUGUGGACUCUUGUGACGAAAGAGGGCAACACAUUCAGCACGGAGGUUCAUGGGCUGGAAAGCGACACCAGGUAUUUCUUCAAGAUGGGAGCCAAGACGAUAGCUGGGUCGGGACCCUAUUCCAACGUGAAGGACGUACAAACUUUGCGGGAGAAGUUCUCAGAUCUGUUGGAUGUCCACUCAGUCACGGGAAUCAUCAUAGGGGUCUGCUUAGGCUUGAUCUGUGUCCUCUUCUGCAUGUGUGCCAGCUUUCGAAACAACAAACCAAGAGAAUCUGUGCCAGGUUUGGAUUCCCAAACUCCCGGGACCCAAAUAUACUAUCACCGGAGCCGCCAGACAUCAGCACUUUCUGUGACCCCUCUGAACACUCAUGAACUGGAGUCCCUCAUGACUCCACUCUCUGAUGAAGCUCCAUCACCCCCGACAGACAUCCUAGAGCUGACAGAAGUGCAGGGCCUCAUCCACAGUCAUCGUCUUGUUGACAGCAUGGGCCACAUCCAAAGGAAGACUCCUUGGGAGAAAUCAUCAAACAGCUGGACAAACACCAUCGCUGGCUCUGGAGACAUGGUUCCAAAAGAGUCCACCAUGGCUUUGAAUGGGUCGUUGAAAACGGCACCUAAUGGAGGACAAAAGCUUUUGUUGCAAGCCCUGGUUUACGACGUUGUUGCAAAUGAAGCGAAAAAGGAACACGCACCAAACAGUCUCAACCAGAUGGAAGCAGAGGUUAUUGUCCAUUCUGAUUUCUCAGCCUCCCACUGGGAUUGUGGCUCCCAGCUUCACAUGCUGGGCAUGGAGGAAGGGACCCUUGAUGAGGAACAUGACCCAGAACGCCACCGUCCGGAGAGCCAACCUCCCAGUGAUUUGAAGCAGAAUUUUCAGCCAGCGUCCCUGGACGAAGAAGACAAGAUGGAAUCUGAAUUCCCUGAAACCUUGCUAAGUCCUGAUAGGCAGGCAGACAAGUCGGGUGCUGGAUUUCCUGCCGCUGCCUUGGCCAGGGUGGAGAGAAGCCUGAACUCAGUGCAGAGGGAGGAUCCUGACUCCUGCCCAGAAGGUGGAGAGAAUGCACAGCCCAUCCGGCAGGACACGUUCCCUGCAGGACAGCCUGGGGUUCUCCUGCGUAGCGGCCUCUCUGGUAUAAUCAGCUCGCCUUCCCUGUUUGAGAACGUGGCCUGUGUUCACCCACUUUGAAGGAAGCCCUGACUAAAUUCUUGCCAGCAGCAAAGCUAGAAAUAAUGUUAACAUCCAUUACGUAAGGCUUAGCCCUUGAGGUUACUAAACAGUCUCGCCACUCGUGGUGUGGAGGCGAAGGGAGUACAGAAGGGCCUCUCUAAACCCUUUCUUAACAACAGUUUCUCACCUUCUUGAGUAUUUGGCCUUUGUUCUGGGACUCCAGAGCCUGCUCUCCCCCCCUCCCCCCGCUUUGUGAGACAUUUCUCUUCCCGUAUCUCCUACCAUAUUCAUGCGGCAAGGCACCGAGGGAGGCUGCAGGGAACUGAGCAGACCUCGGGCCACAAAGGGCCCUGUGCAGGAAUUACAGAAACAAGGAGUGAGGGGGGUAGCAAUGAAGGGGUGGUGGGUCUCCUUUGAGCCUAGCGGCAGCUUCCCUCCACCUCGCCUGACCCUAGGCUACCACUGUGUGGCCGCUGCCAUGCCACCAGCUACUACCUUGCUUGGCUCCUGGAACUUGCAUCGGUAUACCUCACGCUGUUUGUGCAAGGGUCUCUUCUCCUUACCUGCAUGGCGCAAGGGGAAGAGGUCCGUGGCGCCCUGCUUUGGCAUGGUCCUUGGUUCCCUUGGCAUAGCACCAGGCCUCUGCACUGUCAGGAAGAGCAAGCAGGCAAAUGUGGACAAGACACAGAUGGAGAAACUGCCCUGGAAAGCCUGUGUGCAAUCGCCGGGCACUGUGGGGUGGGUACUUUGCUAGGAAAGAGUCAAAACCAAUGGUGGCCUUUCAUGGGGCCUGACACCUCCUUCCCCAGGUCAGGGUGGAGGCGUUCCUUUGUAGAUUGUGGAUCCCUUAAUCGGGAUGGGGGAGGAAGACAGUGAGGAGACAAUGUUAGGUGCCCACCCACCCACCACCACCUACUUCAGAUGCCAGCCCUGGUAAUUAUAGAAGCAGUAUGAGAUAAAGGGGAUCCUUUUCAAAUUCACCUGUGUGGGAAGUUUUUCAUACGUCUUGACGACUUCUUGGAAAGAGAGCAAAGGAAAGAGAGCGGGGGGGGCAACCAAUAGGACGAGAUGGUUGGACAGUGUCAUCGAAGUGACCAACAUGAAUUUGACCCAACUCCGGG